Vitis riparia (riverbank grape) is the source of this 1803-nucleotide messenger RNA. RefSeq names its product ankyrin repeat-containing protein At2g01680-like. Lineage: Eukaryota; Viridiplantae; Streptophyta; Magnoliopsida; Vitales; Vitaceae. Gene Ontology annotation, molecular function: protein binding. Bases 36 to 1604 code for a protein of 522 amino acids. The transcript has 2 exons. The record is from RefSeq and is a predicted model, not a curated record.
CUGGCAAUCAAGGAAGGAAGACUGGGAGAGGAAAAAUGGAAAGGAAAUAUGAGGAAAGAGCAGAAGAGGAGGAGAGCGUAGUGGGAAGAGAGAGAAGGCUGUAUGAAGCAUCAAUAACCGGAAGUGUGAAUUCCUUGAAGCAGUUGAUGGCAAAAGACCCACUCACUCUUGCUCGAGCUGCAGUCACAUGCUUUAAUGAGACUCCACUCCACGUAGCCGCCAUGCUCGGUCACCUCGACUUCGCAAGCUAUCUUCUUACUCACAAACCAGACAUGACCAUGGCACUGGAUUUGCGGGGGCGUUCGCCUCUACACUUGGCUUCUGCCAAUGGCUAUGUUGAGAUGGUCAACAUACUGCUGUCCGCCAAUCCUGACGCUUGUCUCAUCCGUGAUGAGGAUGGAAGAACGCCCCUCCAUCUGGCGGUAAUGAAAGGCGAAGUUGAGGUCACAAGGAUGCUGGUUGGGGCCCGACCACAAGUGACUCGGUACAAAUUGGAUCAAGGCGAGACCAUUCUGCAUUCCGCUGUGAAACAAAACCGUUUAGGAGCGCUGAAGCUGUUAGUUGAAUUGGCAGGAGAGGACGUGGAGUUUGUGAAUUCCAAAGAUGAUUAUGGCAACACCGUUUUACAUACCGCUGCAGCCUUGAAACAGUAUGAGAUAGCAAAAUAUCUGGUGGAGAGACCUAAAAUGGAAGUAAAUGCAGUGAAUGGAAAUGGCUUCACAGCCUUAGAUAUCAUACAACAUAUGCCGAGAGACUUGAAAGGUAUGGAGAUCCGAGAAUCUCUAGCUAAAGCUGGAGCUUUAAGUUCCAGAAACUUGCCUGCGUUACUAGGCAUAGGUCACGAAUUCAUGGGAGAAAGUGGCAUAACCAUGGUGAUUGAGAACCCCCAAACACCACCACCACCAGUAGCUGCAGUUCUCACAGAAGCAAAAGCGCCGAGACCCUUGCAAGGCCGUGAGAUGACAAUACGUGAAAAUAAGAAAGAAUGGACGAUGAAGAAACGUGACGCCUUGAUGGUAGCUGCAACGUUGAUUGCAGGAAUGGCUUUCCAAGCUGCAGUUAAUCCUCCCGGUGGUGUUUGGGGUGAAGAAAAAGUCACCGGUAAUGGUAAGAAGAUGUUAGCUGGAACCUCCGUAAUGGCCCACAACUAUCCUGAAGGGUACCGACUGUUCAUGACAUGCAACGCGGUGUCCUUCGUUGCUUCACUAAGCAUAGUCUUUCUGGUUGUGAGUGGGGUACCUUUCGUGAAGAGAGGGAUCUUGAUGUGGCUUCUAAUGAUUAUCAUGUGGAUAACAUUAACAUUCAUGGCUCUCACCUACGUGUUUUCUAUACUGGCCAUUGCACCCAUAAAUGAUGACACCGAAGCCAUGUCACCAACAAUAGCCAUGUCACCCACAAAUAAUGACAGCGAAGCCAUGUCACUGAGACACAAGGUGCCUCGUAUCACUUCCGUGGUUCGGGUUUCAUUGGAGGUGUGGUUAGUUCUGCUUGCCUUUGUUGCGUUGGUUCACAUUAUCCGCUUCCUCAUAUGGUGCGUGCGGAAAGUAGUACGGUGUGUGCGGAAAGUGGGAAAAGCUAUCAUAUAUUGCUUCAGGAUCAGGUAAGCGGCAAGCAAUUGUUGUGAAUAAGGGACCCAUUAUUUACCGGUUUGUGUGUUGUUUCGUGUCCGAGUGUCCUGUCCCCUAUACACUGUGUGAUGUCUCUUAAUUAUUGUUUGAAGGAUAUUUAGAUUUUCUAAGCAGAGAGAGGACCCAAAAAAAAAAAUUAUAUUCCUCCCAACAAAUAAUUUGUAUGAAAGAUUAA